UUUGGUAAGAAAAAAGGAAGAAACUGAGAUCAUAACAGCGUAUCUACCAGCUACCCAAACUAAAAACUUUACAAACACGGCUGCAACUUGAAGUCAAACAACUCCACAAGAAUAUAUACUGUGAAAUGAUGAACUCCAGACUCUCAUCUCUGAUCCUGCUGUUACACAUUCAAGGGUCUUUAACAUUGGACAGGUUUACUGUGAGCUGUGAUAAACAGAAUAUUUGUGCUGUGAGAGGGGCAUGGGUGAAACUGAUGUGCUCUUACUCAAACAUCAACAUCAAAACUGGAUUCUGGUUCAGCCAGAAACAGAAAACAAACUGGAGAAACAAAGAUGAACCUGAAGAUUUGACUUUAGAUUCAGAUUACUCAGGACGAGUGUAUCGGCGGAUCACUGAACACUACUCACAACUCAUAAUAGAUGGCCUGAGAGAGAGAGACAGUGGAGAAUAUCAGCUCAUGUUCAUUAUGAAGGAUGGAGUUAAACAUCUCAGCUCAGUCACAGUCAAUCUAACAGUAACAGUUUUACAGGUGAUGAUGAAUCCUGAAUCUACAGAACAGCGAGUAAAACUGAUCUGUGAUUCUUCCUGCAAUUUCACAUCUGACCAUUACUCCUGGUACAAGAAUGGACAACAUUUAAAAGAUGAAAAAUCAAAAUCCUUAUUUGUGUCAUCCAGUGGAAGCACUGACAGCUAUUCCUGCUCUACAUAUGGCAAUCCCUCCUCAUCUGUGUGUCUUUCUAACAGUGUCUGUUGGGGUGUGACUUACACCUCUACAAGAGUUUGUGCUUUAGUGGGAUCAACAGUAGAUAUUCACUCUUCAUACUCACAUCCCACUGGAUAUAGAGUAAAGAAAACAGUCUGGGGUUUAUGGAAUAUUCGGGAUCUGCGUGAUGUUCAUCAGUUUGCUGGUCGUGUGGAGUUUGUUGGAAACACACUGAGAAUCAAAGACGUUAACAUGAGUGACUCUGGUGAAUAUCGAUUUCGGAUCAUCAGUAACACAUCAGAUGUAUUUUCUGGUUUUCCUGGAGUCUUUCUUACUGUUACAGGUAACUGCUCAUAAUGAACUCUCUGUAAAGCUGCAUUCACUGAUUAGAUUUAUAAUGAAUAUAUUAUGCUACUGGUUAGCAUACCUGUCAAGUUUUGGAUUGGAAAUUUUCCAGCGCCCACUGCGAGCAGUCCCACCACCCCAACUAAGCUCCAGUGUCCCUUACUACAUUUUAUAUGAAGAGCAUUUAUUUAUAAGGCUUAUUAGCAUAUUUUCUGUUCAUUUAACAUUGCUUGUCUUUACAUUUACAA
Molecule: messenger RNA, 1297 nt
Organism: Misgurnus anguillicaudatus (oriental weatherfish)
Lineage: Eukaryota; Metazoa; Chordata; Actinopteri; Cypriniformes; Cobitidae
Source: RefSeq, a predicted model, not a curated record